UGUCCCGGGGAGGGCGUUAUGAUUGGUCAAUGCUGCUGUCACUCAGCGCGGGGAGGCGGGCGCAGGUGGCCGAUGGACGAGCGGAAGGUGUCCGUGUCUGAGCUGCUCAACUCCAGCAUUUACCUGUUCGGUUUCUCCUCGGGCUCCUUUGCUCCAAGGAAAACAAAUUCAGUCUAACCAGUCUCUCUACUGAACCGAGAAUUUUACUCUGAAGAAACGUCUUGGAUGUGUGCUGGAGGAAGGGCGAAAGGAAUACAAAUUCCAGGUGCAUGAUGAUCGGAUGGCACACCAACUCAUUCUCAGGACGGUAUGUGUGGGUGCAGAAACAAAGGAUGAGCUGCACGUCAUUGAGCUAGAGGCUAUGAACCCGAAUGGGAAAAUGAUCAAAGUGCCUUUGACGUCUCUGAAACCAUCCAUUCUAACUACAACCGUCCUGGGAGGGUUUGAGGUGUCCCCUCCAGUCUGUUUACGUCUGAAGACUGGUUCAGGUCCCAUCUACAUCAGUGGAGAGCACAUUGUUGGUGUAUCUGACUCUGACUCCGAAUCUGAAUCUGAAUCUGAAGAGAAUCACCAGCUGAAAUCUCCUGUGAAGAAGGAACUUAAACUUGCAAUGUCCCCCAGUGCACAGCACCCUGUUAAGAAAAAGCUAAAGCUAGAAAAGUCAGUAAAAGAUAAGGUGAUGAAUGAUAAAGUUGAAAAUGAAGAUGACGAUGAAGAUGACGAUGCUGAUGAUGAAGAUGAAGAUGAUGAAGAUGAGGAGGAAGAUGAAGAGGAGGAGGAGGAUGAUGAAGAUGAUGAUGAUGAUGAUGACGAUGAUGAGGAGGAGGAUGACGAGGAGGAGGAGGAAGAGAUUGUGAAGACUCCUAUGAAAACACCCAUUAAAACUCCUGAUACAAACCGAAAGCAGGAAGACAAAUCAAAAGAAAUGAAAACCGCCAAGGUUUCACCCACUGUCGAUGAAAUAAAAACCAAACUGAAGACCAUGGUCGAGAAGGGACAGCACCUACCGAAGACGAAACAGAAGUUUCAAAACUUUAUACAAAGCUCAUUACGAUUUGGAGACCAAAAAGCCAUUGGAGAACUCUGGGCCUGGGGGCAGAAGUUGAAGCAGAUCAAGUGAGGGAUCUUGGAAAGUAGCCAAUGAGCUUUUUGAAUGAUUCUCUUAUCAUUUCAGAAUAGUCAAUGGACUUCCUUUGUUUUCCCAAGGGAUGUUUAUUUUCUUGUCAGGCCCUUCUGCUCGGCAUAGUUUGUAUCAAGUUGACAGCCUCUAAGCUAUUUUCUUUUCUCAUUUCCAUGAAACUGGCUGACUGCAUUGGUAAAUGUUUGGUAGCUGACAAACCUCUCAGUUCUUCUAAUAAAAAAGGAUAAUGGUUGCCUGACCAAGUCCAUUUGUAAUGAAUUGAAACCCAAAGACACUGAAAAUAUACAGCAGGUGUGUGAAGCAUGUGUGAAAAGACAGAUCAACAUUUCAGAACUUUUUGGUAAACUGAAAAAGUAUCUUGAACCCAAAAUUCACCCCCACCCAUUCCUCCACUCGCUUCUUUUGUAUCAAUUCUGAUAUACCUGCUGUGUAUUUUCAGCAUUGUCAUUACAGAUGUCUUAAUAUUUUCUAAUCUCAUUGGUUAUGUAGCUCAGCAGCCAAUAAACUCCAUAGAACUAAAA
Molecule: messenger RNA, 1662 nt
Organism: Chiloscyllium plagiosum (whitespotted bambooshark)
Lineage: Eukaryota; Metazoa; Chordata; Chondrichthyes; Orectolobiformes; Hemiscylliidae
Gene: npm1b
Product: nucleophosmin 1b
Biological process (GO): chromatin remodeling
Cellular component (GO): nucleolus; nucleoplasm; cytoplasm
Molecular function (GO): chromatin binding; RNA binding; histone binding
Source: RefSeq, a predicted model, not a curated record